Molecule: messenger RNA, 2993 nt
Organism: Synchiropus splendidus (mandarinfish)
Lineage: Eukaryota; Metazoa; Chordata; Actinopteri; Syngnathiformes; Callionymidae
Gene: npnta
Product: nephronectin a
Exons: 14
Coding region: 104-1939 (611 amino acids)
Cellular component (GO): membrane
Molecular function (GO): calcium ion binding
Source: RefSeq, a predicted model, not a curated record
GUCCCACUCACUGGGGGCGACUCCUCCACUUCCACUGGUUCAGGAGGACGCGAUCGCGCACAACCUUCCCAUCUCUGCACCUGAUUCUCCGCGGGGAUACGAGAUGGAAUUGUGGAUAAAGUUGGCGUUCUUGUGCUGCUGCUGCCUCGGAGCCAGUGCGGAUCACGACGGAAGGUGGCCGCGGCAGAUGGCCUCAUCCAAUGGGCUGUGUCGCUACGGCGCCAGGGUGGACUGCUGCUGGGGGUGGACUCGCCGAUCGUGGGGUCACUGCCAACCUCUCUUCGCCUUAACUCACAGACUAGCCGGGAUAAAGUGCCAGCCUCAAGCUGUGUGCCAGCCGGGAUGUAAACACGGAGAUUGUGUGGGACCCAAUAAAUGCAAGUGUCACGCCGGAUUCACCGGGAAGACCUGCAAUCAAGCUCUGGACCGUUUGAUCCCACCACUGUGGGUCACUCGCUUCCCCCUAUUUCGUCCGGUGGACCUCCGACCGACGGGUGGAGUGACUGAGGACUUGAAUGAGUGCGGGCUGAAGCCGCGGCCCUGUAAACACAGGUGCAUGAACACCUACGGCAGCUACAAGUGCUACUGCCUCAACGGCUACAUGCAGCUGCCUGAUGGGACGUGUGGAAACGCCCGCACUUGUGGCAUGGCCAACUGCCAGUACGGCUGCGAGGUGCUGAAAGGAGAGGUCCGAUGUCAAUGUCCGUCGCCAGGACUACAGCUGGCCCCUGAUGGAAGAACCUGUGUGGAUGUGGAUGAGUGUGCGACGGGAAUCGCUGUGUGUCCCAGGUUCAGGAAAUGCAUCAAUACUUUUGGAAGCUACAUCUGCAAGUGUCACGAAGGCUUCGACCUGCAGUACAUCAACGGGAAGUACCAGUGCUCAGACGUGGAUGAGUGUGCUUUAGAUCAGAGUCGGUGCAGCAAGUUCGCCUCCUGCUACAACACGCCGGGCUCAUUCAAGUGCAAAUGCAGGGAGGGAUACCGGGGGACGGGCCACGAGUGCAAAGCCAUUCCGAAGGUGGUUAUCGAUCCUCCGAGACCGGGCCAGCUGCCUGCAAAUCAUCACAAUCACAUCCCCGGCACGGAGCAGACCAGAAGCCCCGCCACCGUUCGGCCGCCGGUGACUCAGAGGAGAAUCUUCCCCAUUGUUACUAAACCAACAACCACGAAAGCACCUUCGCCUCCAAACAGGAGGACGCCAGCACCCAAACUGAAGCCGCAAGUCCCAACCAGGAAGCCACAGUUGCCCACACGCAAACCCUACGUCCCUCCGAGACUAGUGACGCCGACCUGGCGAGCGCAGACACCUCCGCCUGUCACGUCGGUGGACAAUGUCAUCCAGAGAGAGGUCACCAAACAAAGAGGGGACGUGCACAUUCCUCGGAAUAAUGACCAGAACACGGUGUUUGGCUUCGAUUUUGACAUCGAGCUCGGGAACACAGCGGAUGAAGCCAAAGAUGAUCCAGACGGCGGCUUUCUGAGCUGCUCCUUUGAUAACGGCCUUUGUGGUUGGAUCAGGGACAAAGAUGGCGACCUUCACUGGGAGACAACACCAGAUCCCUCAGGUGGUCGCUACCUCACGAUCCCCGAAGUGGACAAAAAGAAGCGGACGGGUCGCGGGGCUAGACUGGUCCUUCCGCUGUCGGCUCCCUGGAACGAUGGGAAUCUGUGCCUGUCGUUCCGACACAAUUUGGACGGCCACCAUGUCGGAAUGCUGCAGGUGUUUGUGAACAAGGGGAAGCAGUUCAGUCCUGCCGUCUGGGGAAGAACGGGGGGCAGCGGCUGGAGACACACCCAGAUAACGUUAUGGGGCAAAGACCUAGAAAGUGUCAUACUAAAGGGUGAGCGUGGGCGAGGCAGAAGCGGCGAGAUGGCGGUGGACGACCUGACCCUGAGGAAGGGCUCCUGUACAGACGAGCACAGUCUGAGAAAACUCUGACUCUGACUGCUGAGAAGGAAGCAAACAGCAUCUCAAAGACACUCAGUUGUGACUCUUUUUGCCUCGCCUAUUUUGCUCAUCACACGAACAUCCAUCCACAUUAAAAAAAAAUAAUAAUGUAAACAGUCUGGACACACCACUGGAAACAACGCUCGAAUAUAUUCCAUGUUUGUUGGGUGUCAGUAAGUGUAGCGUGCAGCUUCUGACAACAGAUUUAUCCAUGUGAAAUUCUCUCAACCUACACUUAUAUCAUCAUAUAGUUAAAGCCCUCAGAACUGAACAUUUUCAAGCGUCUCUCCUUGAGACGUCUGGGCACUAACCAAAGUUAUAAGACGAAGACUUCAUCUCUCCAAAAAUAGCCAAAAGGCUCUGGUGAAGGAGUUUGAUUUACAGUCCCGCUCAGCAUAUUCAUCAUAUCAGAGAGCAAAUGUGCACGGUGAGUGGGCGCAUGCCAGACCAGCGCAACAGAGAGACACUAGAGCAGGUUAGUAGUUGCAGGUUGGCGGUGCCAGCAGGGACGACUAGGAGCUGAGCACAUAGUUGGAUCAGGAAGCCCACAUCUCAGCACCUCCCUCCAGUCAAGUCUAUUUUGUCCUGUUUAAAGGCACAUUUUAGUGUUGUAGUGUCACAACAAAAAUAUACCGACUGUUACACACUUGUUUUUUUUUUUUUUCCAUCAUCCUCACAUGAUGUGCUACGUAAUAUUUAGUGCUGUUGGAAGUACAAACACUUUUUUAAAGCUUUUUGCUAAUUGUAUUGUUGUAAAUGUGGUUGUCUGUACAUAUUCCAAAAACAAUUUAAAUAUCUUUUGUUGCGUGUUUCUGUGUGUUAAAUCAUUUACAGAUUUUCUUUUCUAAGUAUUUACCUUUCAAUCCCGAUGAACGGAUUGAAAUCCUGCAAGUGGAUAAAAUAAGGCUUCUGUAUAGUGUGUUUUGUGUGUGUGUCUUUUGAUAUGAACACGGGCGCGGAGAUUCGAGUGGUAUUUUGUAAUAAUGACGGCUGAAACCCAAGCAUCUGUUCAGACGAACCAGGGCAAGAUGUCAAUAAAAACAUU